This is a messenger RNA of Triplophysa rosa, 1711 nucleotides long. RefSeq lists its product as uncharacterized. The coding region runs from base 470 to 1630 and encodes 386 amino acids. Lineage: Eukaryota; Metazoa; Chordata; Actinopteri; Cypriniformes; Nemacheilidae. The transcript has 11 exons. The record is from RefSeq and is a predicted model, not a curated record.
UGGUAAGAACCCGAAUAUCACUGAGGCACUGUACUGUACAGACAAGCACUUACAUUUACUUCCAUUGUAAAAUCUAGCAUUGUUUCUGUUUUGAAAACAAUUGAUAAUCUGUUUAGUAAUGGCAUCUUGUAACCUUUAAGCUCACAGUAUCAGCUGUGCCUCUACCCCCACUGCCCCCUCUCUCUGUCUCUGCCAAAGCCUGGACCCCGGAAUGUCACACUCGCUCAGAUAGAACCCAACAGCUGUAAGGAGAGAGAGAGGGUGGCUCUUGCUAUUUAUAGAGUUCAUUCAGACUAGGAAAUCUCUUUCCCGCGACUUGGUUGUUCUUUCUGGAUCUCUUUUCUGAAAGUUCUAGAGAAGCUUCACCGUAGCGGUGUCAGUUCAUAAGUACGGCGAGCAGAUAAACAAGCGAAGAAUCCCGUGAUAGACUGAAAGACCAAAAGACAACGUGAAUCUCAAACAGGCCAGCAUGGCUUUACUUUGUUACAACAGGGGCUGCGGAGAUCGAUUUGAUGCUGACAAAAACUCACAUGAUGCCUGUUGCUAUCACCCCGGUGUGCCAAUCUUCCACGAUGCUUUAAAGGGCUGGUCCUGCUGUAGAAAGAGGACAACAGAUUUCUCAGAGUUCCUGUCAAUCAAAGGUUGCACCCGCGGGCACCAUAGUAACGAGAAGCCUCAGGAGCCGCUGCGACCCGAAGUGACCACCGAUAAAGGAGAUGUGAAGCAGCACAAUGGAGAAGAAAUGAUCUACCAGGGACCCAAAUCAGCAGAAGCUCUGGAAAAGGAGAGACCCAGUUCAGAUGAGCCAAAGUCGAAGCUGAAGGCGAAGAUCUCUCCAUCUCUGGCUCAGAUUGCAGAGACAAUGAAGAUCACUGAGAGAGAGAAGAGAGAGAAGUUAGAGAGUGAGGUUAUCUUUGUUGGAGUCCGGUGCAAAAACGCAGGAUGCAAAACGACUUAUCAAGGUCCAGAGACUGAUGCAGACGUCUGCUCUUAUCAUCCAGGAGUACCAGUUUUCCAUGAAGGAUACAAAUAUUGGAACUGCUGCUGCAUAAAAACCACUGACUUUAAUGCUUUCCUGGAUCAGAAGGGUUGCACUGCAGGCAAACACCGCUGGAUCCCAAAACAGGACAAAAAGAAGGUGGGUUGCCGGCAUGAUUGGCACCAGACUGGAAACCAGGUCGUGGUUACAAUCUAUGCAAAAAACUCCAGUCCAGAGCAUUCAUAUGUGGAGGCAAACCGCACAGUGUUAACAUGCCAUAUUCAGUUUGAGGGUGACAAAGUGUUUCACAAGGACAUCCACUUAUGGGGGGUGAUUGAUGUGAACAACAGUUUUGUAAACAUGGUGCCCUCUAAAGUUGAAGUGACCAUGAGGAAGGCUGACGCUGUAGCCUGGGGAAAACUGGAGGACCCCAAGCACAAACCCGAGCCGGAGUUCACCAACGAGAUGAACGAGCCGGAGCAAGAAGAUGCCAAACCAGACUGGGACAUCUCAGAUGAUGACAUCAGUGAGUCGGACUGGGAAGAUGAUGAGGAGGACAAGAAAGACAGCAAAGAAAAGAAAGAGGAAAAUAAGACAGAUGAUAAUCCUCCUGAGCUAGAAGAACCUGCUGAUGUUCCCCCAGAAAAAUAAAACUGUGUUGUCAAGCGUAAUUUAUGUAUUUCUUUACCAAUAACACAUGAUGUUUAUACAGCACAUAGAUUGGGCUGCUAU